Messenger RNA from Salvia splendens (bonfire salvia), 1993 nucleotides. RefSeq lists its product as uncharacterized. NCBI's taxonomy places the organism in Eukaryota, Viridiplantae, Streptophyta, Magnoliopsida, Lamiales, Lamiaceae. The record is from RefSeq and is a predicted model, not a curated record. Bases 335 to 1612 code for a protein of 425 amino acids. The transcript has 3 exons.
CUGGAGAGAACAGCUCACACACUAUCCAUCACCACCGGUCGCUCUCACCUCUCUCUCUCUCUCAAUCCAUUCCCCCAUUCCUUCUCUAACUAAAAAACACACUCAUCACCCCCGCUUUCUCUCUCUCACUCUCACUCUCACUACCGCCGAAAUUCCAUCGCAAAAAUGGCCGCCGCCGCCCCAUCACGCCAUCCCUCUUUCAUACUAUCUCACUCCGCCUAGUCCUCCGCCCUACACCAAAACCGCUUUCCGAUUUCGUGAAUUUAUACGCAUACACACUACAUUUCAUAUAUUUAUAUACUCCUGUAUAACGGAUUUAGUUAGGGCACGGAAGAUGGAGAGGAAGCAGGGCCAUGGAUUCCUCUCGGCAUUAGAGGACGUGGUGCGUGGCCUAUCUCCGGCGAGGUCGCGCGGGAAGAGUCCAGGCCGUAGCAGGUCGCCGAUGUCGGGAAUUCUCCGCCGGAAAGUCGUCUCGAGCAACUCCGACUCGUCGAUUGCGAGAUCGGGCAGUUUGAGGCCUAUGGGGGAGACGCUCACGCCGCUGAUGGAGGGUCCGGAUCCGGACGGAGAGGAAAUAGGCGACUCCAAGCGCCUCGGCUCCGCCCUCGGCCAGUGGGUACGCGGCCAGCUCAGUCGAAACCCCUCCGUAGCCGUGAAUGACAGCGGCGGCGGCGGCGGAAGCGCCACCGAUCCUCUGCCGCAUCUCAGCAUAAAGGACACCCCCAUUGAAACGUCGUCGGCGCAGUACAUAGUGCAGCAAUAUACCGCCGCUUCAGGCGGGCAAAAUGUGGUGAGGAAUGCCUACGCGAUGGGGAAGGUGAGGAUGGUGGCUUCCGAGUUCGAAACAGCAUCAAAAGUAGUGAAGAGUAGGAAUGUGAGCAGAGCUGCUGAAUCGGGUGGAUUCGUGCUGUGGCAGAUGAAUCCGGAUAUGUGGUAUGUGGAGCUUGCCGUUGGAGGGAGCAAGGUCCACGCUGGCUGCAACGGCAAGCUAGUCUGGAGGCACACGCCAUGGCUGGGCGCUCACACGGCGAAGGGGCCGGUCCGACCCCUUCGCCGUGCCCUGCAGGGGCUUGAUCCGAGAACGGCUGCUAGUAUGUUCGCUGAUUCGAUCUGCAUUGGGGAGAAGAGCAUCAAGGGGGAAGACUGCUUCAUUCUGAAGGUUGCUGCUGAUCCCGGGACGCUAAAGGCGAGGAGUGAGGGGCCGGCUGAGAUAAUAAGGCAUGUCCUGUUCGGCUACUUCAGCCAGAAGACAGGGCUGCUGAUUCACAUGGAGGAUUCGCAUCUCACCCGCAUCCAAUCCAACGGUGGGGAUGCUGUCUACUGGGAGACCACCAUCAACUCGUUCCUAGACGACUAUCACCCCGUUGAAGGGAUCAUGAUAGCUCACUCGGGGCGAUCUGUGGUGACCCUUUUCCGGUUUGGGGAGAUGGCAAUGAGCCACUCCAAAACCAGGAUGGAGGAAGCCUGGACGAUUGAGGAGGUAGCCUUCAAUGUUCCAGGUCUGUCGAUGGACUGCUUCAUUCCACCGGCUGACUUGGGGUCGGCCUCCAUCAGCGAGCUCCCGGUAGAGGAGAGAGGAAAGCCGAGUAAUCGGGCAAAAGUUGGUGUGUGAAAGGUGGAGAUAUGAGGGAGUAGUGUUGAUAUUUGGGUAGUGCAGUUUCUAAUUUUUACUAACACAGCAAGAAAUAACAAACUAGGGCUGUAGUAGUAAAUGGGUUUUUUCCUCCAUUAAUUCCGUGUGUAGCAGAGCUCAUUUGUAAGGGCAAAUGGAGGCUACUCUAAUAUUUUCUUAGAUGUUGAAAAGCUUUAAUAUUAGUAUCGGCAAAGCCAUUGUGAAUUUUCUUGUUUUUGUGCCUUAUAUAAACGGCACUUAGCAGUUGGAAGAGGGUGAUACUGCUUCAAGAUUUGAGUGUUGCUUAGUUGAAGGAAUUUCCUGUGUAAACAUGAGAUCUUGUUAUGUAAUACAGCAAGGGAAAACCAGUCUUUGUUUUAA